Xiphophorus hellerii (green swordtail) is the source of this 2333-nucleotide messenger RNA. RefSeq names its product PHD finger protein 23b (gene phf23b). Gene Ontology annotation, cellular component: nucleus. Lineage: Eukaryota; Metazoa; Chordata; Actinopteri; Cyprinodontiformes; Poeciliidae. The record is from RefSeq and is a predicted model, not a curated record. The transcript has 5 exons. Bases 648 to 1610 code for a protein of 320 amino acids. Gene Ontology annotation, biological process: negative regulation of autophagosome assembly; positive regulation of protein ubiquitination; negative regulation of autophagosome maturation.
AUCAGCUCCGCGGACUGAGCCCGCCCUCUGUCAUCCUACCAGCCUAUCCGCGAACGCUAUGUAAUCUUGGAAACCAAUCAGAGAAGAGGAAUCCCUGUCGCUGUGUUCUUCUGGGCGAUCUUGUCUAACGACACCCUCCCCUUUUUGCCUCCUAGAGAAGCUGCUGCCGCGCGGAAUAAAGCCCAAAGUCUAGUGGGUUUGUACACCCAGAAAGAAGAAUCGACAAACUUCAUGCGAGAGCUUCUCACCAUGAAUUUGUAUAUAGCAUUUGUGCUAAUUUGAGGAUCAUACACUUCCUUCUUCGCUUUAGCGAUGGGUUUUGCAAAUGCAAGCUCGAAAUACGCGGAUCUUAAAAGCUCGCCACGCUAGGCGACAGAGGAAUUACUAUUUUUUGACUUUUAAAAAAAGUGGUUUGUUUGUGCUCGGUUAACGGCUGCCGUUGUUACAGAUCUUGGCCGAGGGGAUCUCCACAGGUUUGGUCCUAUUGUGGACCGUCUUCAAGAAGACUUUCUCUCCCUAGUCCUUAGUGUCCUUGGCUUCUUUUUACCCGGGCGAUAAGGUGCAACCACGCCGGGGGAAGGCUGCUGCUCUCCGGCUAGCUGAGAAGCGGCUUCUCCUUGAAUCGGGGCCUCGUCGGCUAGGCGACAAUGCUCGACAUAAUGUCUGACCACCAAGAUUCACUUUUGACGUGUAAAACGGAGCCCUUGCCCCCAGAAAGAAAAAAGAGGACUGUUGAGGACUUCAACAAGUUCUGCAGCUUUGUUCUGGCUUAUGCAGGCUACAUCCCCAGUCCAAAAGAGGAAAGUUCCUGGUCUCCAACUUCGUCCAGCUCGGCGCACAGCUCAGGGCUGUCGGCGGACGGGGGCGGCGGGGGCAGCAGCUCCAUUGGCAACGCCUGGCCGGACGGGAGCUCCGACAUCCACACCAUCCACACGUUUGUGCGCAAAGCCCGCGCGAACAAGGGCAAAAACAUUCGGCGCAUGCACUCCGACAGCACCCUGCUGGACAAGAUGCGCCUCAAAGACUCUCUGUACGACAGCCAGGCCAGCGCCAAGGCCGAGCGCAAGAAGGACAAGAAGCUGAAAAAGCUGUCUCUGGGCUCGGCCACGACGAUGGCGCCGGACAGCGGCAGCAGCGAGGGCGAGAAGCGGGCCCGCAUCAAGCGCAGCAAGAACUCCUCCAAACAGCCAAAAGCGAAGAAGCUGAAGAGCUCCACCGCCCAGAGCGAGACGGACUCGGAGACGCGGAAUUCGCACGCCGAGGUCCGAGCCGCCAGGGAGGAGCUGGCAUCUCACGGCGGCUCCUCCUCCAGCAUCCACGGCCUGGGGAAGCCCGACGAAUCCAUCAGGGAAGCGGAGAUGAGCUCCAGCGAGGGCGAGACAUGGAUCGCAGACGAAGAUAUCAUGGUGGAGUCAGGCGACGACUCGUGGGACCUGAUCACCUGUUACUGCGGGAAGCCGUUCGCCGGGCGGCCGAUGAUCGAGUGCAACCAGUGCGGCAUAUGGGUGCACCUGUCGUGCGCGAAGAUCAAAAAGUCCAACGUUCCCGACAUCUUUUACUGUCAGAAGUGCAGAGACUUGCGGCGGUCGGGACACAAAAAGGACACCUAAGAAGGACGUUCUCCGCUGUCCUCUCGACAACUCACUUAACUCCGAUGCCUACAGCCAAAACAGCCUAAAUUCUCACCUGGGAGGCAACUGGUUCUGCAGUUGCACAAAUUAUUUUGACAAUCAAAACAAACAAAAAAAACAACAAAAAAAAACAUAUCUAUUUAUCCCUGGCGUGUUUUUUUUUUUUUUUUUUUUUGUUUCUUUGUUUUUUCCCACCCCCAUUUCUUUUUGCGGACUGUGAAGAACCGGUGGCAGUAGAGAGAACCAUUUGUUGCUUUGUUAAUUCCCACACUAAUUGGCUUUGUGCAUAUUUUUGACUUUUUUUUUUUCCUCCCGAGGGUGCUAUUUUUUCCGACUUGUAAAUUUGUAUCUAAAAGAAUACCAAUCCAAGUUAGACGUAUAUUUCGCAUUGACUUAAAAUUGUAACUUAUUGUAUAGCUCAAAAGGAAAAGGAAAUUGUCACUCCAGUUAAUUUGCUUAAAUUAUGUCACGGAUGUUCGACGGGCAGCUUCCCCCCCCCCCCCCCCCUCCUCCUCCUGGAAGUUUAAUUUCAGAGGCGCUUUAUUUCUGUCAGUGGCGCUCCCCGAACGUCGGCGUAUAAAGUUCUCGCUUCUCUCACGCAAGAGUUGAUUAAUUUAUUAAAAUUUGCAAACUCAUCGCAGUAGGUAUGUUGCAUAUAGAUCUUUCUUUUUUGUUCUUUCUUCCCAGGAGUGUUGAGAGAGG